Ciona intestinalis (vase tunicate) is the source of this 1720-nucleotide messenger RNA. NCBI's taxonomy places the organism in Eukaryota, Metazoa, Chordata, Ascidiacea, Phlebobranchia, Cionidae. The record is from RefSeq and is a predicted model, not a curated record.
UAAUAUUUCAGGAUAUUACCGGGCUACAUUUCUGUAAAUAUAGUUUAUAUUCAUUGUUGUUUGCAUUGGAAUUACAAUCGCCAUGUCCCGACAGAAGCAGCCACAAAUUUUGGAAAUUGAACCCAUGAAUGAAAUUCGAUUCAAAGGUCCAUUUACUGAUGUUGUGACGUCUCAUCUCAAAUUAACAAAUCCAUCGGACAAGCGAGUUUGUUUCAAAGUCAAAACAACAGCACCUCGUAGAUACUGUGUGAGGCCUAACAGUGGUUUUGUUGACCCAAGUGGGAAUGUGAAUGUCUCAGUUAUGCUUCAACCCAUGGACUCUGACACACAAGACAAAGGUAAACACAAGUUCAUGGUUCAAUCUAUGUUCGCACCUGAUGUGGUGGAUGAUGUGGAUAAGUUGUGGGGUUCAGCUUCUCCUGCAGAUCUCAUGGAUUCAAAACUCCGCUGCGUGUUUGAAGAACCAGAAAAGGUAGCAGAGGAAGCAGUCACUACACCCUUGAAGGUUGAACCACCAGUUAAAGCUGAGGCGUUUCAACCCACAAUGGUAAAGUCUGAAACAAACAAUGAAUCAAAAGCUGAACUUCAUUCAAUUAUGGAGGAAUGUAAACGACUUCAGUCACAAAAUGCCAAACUCAAGCAGGCGUAUGAUGAAAUCAAGGCAAAAAUGUCUCCCGGUGUCAGUUCUAACGGUGAUGCUCUCAAGCAACAAAAGCAGCAGUUUCAACUUUUUAUUAUCCUCGCUUUUGUGCUAGGUCUUCUGCUUGGGUAUAUUCUACUAUAACUCCAAUUGCGGUCGUUUUGUAAACAGAUAUGGUGUGUACCUGCUUCUACCAAGCUGGUACAGUUUCGAUAUUGUUAUAGGUUGUGGCUGUUUACUCACUAUCAAAGCAGGCAUUUUCCAAAUACUUGCAAACUUAUUUUAUCAUAGACAGAAUAAUAAUUAUAUGUAUAUUGCUCCAUGGUUUUACGGACGUACUUUUUACGUUACAUUAUAUGUGAUGCGGCGACUGGUUUAAUAGGUUUAGUUGGUGUUGGUUGUUUUUUUCGAACACUGGAUUGAAGUUGUACCCACAAUAUAUUAAGCAGUGCAAACCCGGAAAAAAAUUCUUAAAAGCCGGGCCUUGCUGCAAUAGGACUGCCCGUUUGUGAUAAAAAAAAACCUGGCAAAAUAGAUUAAAGUUUGUUUUCGGCAGUUUUUUCGCGUCCUGUAUAUACGAGCUGUUUAAAUUGUCGUCUGGAUUGCAAACGUAUAUCGCUGGGAGCUUCGUCUCCGCUACGAUGUAUAUUGCUUUGCUGUAUGCUCCAAAGUGUGGCAGUUGGAACCUAAUAAUUAUCUUGAUCGAUACGGAGCACGCCAAAUAAGAAGAUGUACACAAAUAAAUCGCUCCACCUCUAUAACCGUGCAUGUUUAGAAUAAAUGCAAAUCUUUUUCGUCAAAAUGUAGAACUGUUGUUUCUCUGUACACUUUUUGAUGUUUUAAGAGCCGCCCCUAAAGUCCACAGUUUGUAGGCCUACACCGGUUACUGCAAAGCUUGUUCACUUUUCUGUCGCUGUAUUUUUGCAGCAAUAAGUUGAACAAUUAUAUAUAAAUUACCCAUAUUUGUAUGACUGUAUAGCGUUUAAUUAAUAUACCAUUGGUUUGAAAGAAUUAUUAUAGCGUUCUUCAAUGCUGUACAUGUCGGGCAGUGGCAUAUCGAAUAAAAGACAACUGAACGAA